AUGGUCAAGGACCCGAUGUGUCGAGACAAGGUCAUCAGGAUACAGUGGGUACAGACAAGCGUAGUCGAAGCUCUGCUCAGGGAACGCACACCUGCCGGUCUCGCGGACAUUGAUGCGAUACCUGAUCAUACAAUCUCUCAUGGACCAAAGGAAGACCUGGUUGUCAGGUUAGGAAAUAUAAUUUGGACUUACAUUGAGGGGAGUCGGCUUGGUCACAUUUUGAGAGAGGAAGAGUGGACGGAUCCGCAAGGUCGAUAUCCCCCAUCCUACGUAUUGUCGCCCGACAAGAUACGUCAAAUAUUGUUCCCCACGCUGCAGCGCACCGGCGAAAAGGCCUGUAUCCGAGAAAAACUGCAGAGCCUAGGCGGCGUCGAAGCAUGCUUGUGGGACGACAUACUCCUCAACGCGCUUGCUCGCUUCAUUUCAGAGGUGGAGACAAGUGAUAUAGACAUAUCAAGUCCCCUGAGUGCUGCGGAGCUCCGCUGCAUAAGGACACCGGUGGAUCAACUCGUGGAGAGGAACUUGAGGAAGUUCGUUCUUGACCUCUACCAUCCGGUAGACCAUCAACUUCAUUCAAACUCGAUCAAGACAGUGCCCGCUGACCAGUGUCCGUCUGAAAUGAUCAAAGACCGCGACAUACAGAAGCUCUGGAAGAGUCAGGGUUGGGGCGCUGAGGUCAAUAUUCGUACCUUCUUCCUCGGUCUUUACCGAUAUUUCGUCGACUUGGAACAUGAAUCCCGCGUCCCCGGGAACAAGAAGUCCAACAAUCUCGAUUCUGCAGCCAUAUUCUCGCCCCCACCUAUCGAUGCGGACACACAAUGCUGCGAUGUGCCUGGGGAAAGCACUACACCCGAAGCUGCAGCACAAGAUGUGUGGUGUUUGAACUACUUCCAUUCUGAUACAUUCAAAAUCCUCAUGGAAGCUAUCGAUAUUGACGUCCGCGAUACGAUCAGCACUUUGGAUGUAAACCGGUUCACGCACAUGCGGCCCGAAGGUAUCACAUUCUUGCAAUGGAUUGCAUACAAAGCGUACGGUUCUCUAGUAUCCACUCAUAUAUACCGUCUACGAAUCGAGCGGAUCAUCGAGUCAAUCACGAAACUUGACUACGCAAGAGACAACGUCGAUACUGUCGCCGACUACAUGGACGACUGUCUACCUCGUGUUAUGGUACUCCUUCAACACCUCCGGGGCCUUGAUCCCGAGAUACGGCUUGAAGAGCGACUCCUCGAACUAACACACAGAAUCAUGAUGAUCCAGGAACAAGAUGUCAACGAGAUCCUGGAGCAGAUGAACUACGAGUAUGAGGAUGAAGACGAUGACGUGUUCAUCGCUAUGAUGAACCCCGCCAACGAAGCCUUUCCAAGAGAAAAUGAAGACUACGGUAUAGAACACGUUUAUGGUGUUCAUGCCUUGGCUCAGCGGAUGCUUCCGGCUCUGUUCUUGAUCAUGCAGUACCACUAUGCUAUUCUCUCCCUGACUCAGCAGUAUGUCAUGGAUGAGAAUACCCUGUCCCAGGCCUCUCCGAUCAAGUGGAAAUUCUGGUCGUCCGGGACCCACAUCGACACAGUCAUAGCAAUCUUCGCACACGGCAUGUAUAAGGGUAUACGCCGCUAUCGACAAGUAAACGAGGACAAACUUCUAAGACAGGAACCGGCGAUCCGUCGACAAAAUCACCUUGAGAAACCUCGGCAAUGGAUCCAGCAAGAACUGGAGAAGUACGAUCACCGGUUCCAGUCAGACACGUCCCUCGAUGCGGCGAUGCUCCCGUCGGCUACAAGUGAGGGAGACUGCGAGCAUUGCGAGGACCGAGAGAACCUGCGCGGAGAGCGCUACAAGUGCGCAGACUGCCCCGACAUCAACUACUGCUCGCAAUGCUUCAUGACCAACCAGUCUAAGCACGAAAAUGGGGCCCAUCGUUUUCUGCUCCUUCGGUACCGUACCGCGGAAGUCAUGAUACAGCAUCUCUUGGCUGCAAUAUUGGAGGCCGAUGCCGCAGAUAGUGUUCAGGUGGACGCCUGGAGUGGCGAACUUGUACUGUGCCGCAAAUGCGCUUUCUCGGACACCGCGCGGGGCCCGCAUUGGCCUACGCAUGUCUUUGCCGUGAUCUCUGACAAGAUUGAGCGAGAAGUUUACGAGAGCGAUGUGGCUCACGCAGACAACACGGAGCCUCUGGAGAACGCUCAGGAGACCAUCGAGAGCCUGUCGCAGAAAGUGAAAACGAUGGAAAGCAAACUGACUCAGAUGGCCCAGAUGGAGGAGAGGAUGAUGCAGAUGCAAGCGAUUCUGAACGGGUUGCAAGGGAGUGUAGGGUAA
Molecule: messenger RNA, 2313 nt
Organism: Trametes versicolor FP-101664 SS1
Lineage: Eukaryota; Fungi; Basidiomycota; Agaricomycetes; Polyporales; Polyporaceae
Exons: 16
Coding region: 1-2313 (770 amino acids)
Source: RefSeq, a predicted model, not a curated record